CCAUUGUUGAGAAGUAUUUUUGGACCCGAAGCAGAAGCACAGAACGAAGGAAUGUGCCGAGGUUCGAUCCGACGACGAUCCGGCGGAGUGCGAGGUGGCGGUGGCAGCUGCGGCCAAGGUCUGCAUUUCGUCGAAGAAAAGGAGCGGAAGAAGGAGGAGGAAACGAAGAAGAGCGAGAGGGAGAGGGAGGCUGAUGGCAAGAGCGAUGGUAAGCGCAGUCAGGGUCCCGGACGACAUGGAGUGGGCUCGGCCCCGUGCCUGGGAACGCGAAAUAAGUCGGUCGUCGCAGCGUCCGAGCCUCGGAAUGGCGUGUGGGAAGUAGAGGAUUCUGAUGGGGCCAUUUUGUGUGGAUGCGGUCCCGAUUCUGUUUCUCGGACUACUGUUGUAGUUCUUUGCUGCCCUCUUUCAGCUCUUUCAGCUCGCGUCUCUGAUUGCGCCUCUCCGCUUCUGGUGUGGGGUGUGCAGCGGGACUAGAGCAAAUUGCGGCGAAUUUCGUCGCCCUCAUGUAAGCUUCGACUCGUGCCUUCAAGUUGAUACUUGUGCCAAUGUUGUUGGCAGAGGAUUUCAGAGGAAUUAAGAUUGAUGGGCUUCAGCUGAUUGCGUAACAGACGUGGACCAUGUCUCAGUUUCCUGGUUUUGCGCCUCUUGGCAACAAUAGUGACGUCGGAAUGUCCGAUGCUGACGACGACUCAUCAUCUUCUGUUUCACGAACUGCCGAUCACUUUGGAUCCUCUCUGAGAAUUUCACCGCCUCCACUUUCGAUACCAAACCCUAUAGCUAAUUAUUUUGCUGUCACAGCAGCUUAUUUUCCUUCGAGUUCAAUGGAAGACACAACGAUGGGCUUAGGGAACACUUCGACGAUUUCAGCCACGUCUCUGCCUCUGACUCCCGCUGUUCGUCCUCCUCCCGCUGACGCGAACCCUGCACCAGCGAAAGAUGUCUUCGCUGCUCCACCCCCACCAGCUUCAACAGCUGCACAAGUUGAAGUACAGAAAGCGAAACCACAAGCGAGAAACAAAGUUCCUCUUGAAAAGGGCUAUAGUCAAAUGGUUUGGCUGAGGCUCAUGCAGACUGAACCUGAUCUUGCUGGACUCAAGGGACAGUCAAGGAGGAGGUUGAUCAGUAUGGAUGAAAUUAAAAAACAUAAAAGUCCUGAAGAAGCAUGGACAGUUUUGCGGGGCCGUGUGUACAACAUAUCUCCAUAUCUCAAGUUUCAUCCUGGAGGCGAGGAUAUGCUCAUGAAAGCUGCUGGGAAGGAUAGUACUGCCCUCUUCAAUAAGUAUCACGCCUGGGUUAAUGCAGAGUUCCUAAUGGAAAAAUGUAUGGUAGGCCUGCUGGACGUCCAACCACAAUGACUGGUGACAUGGCGCGUAAAUCACAGAAUUUAUGGCUGUUUGAGAUAUCUCGGUUUUUUGAACGAUUCUCAACUCAUCCCAUGCCGGCUGAGUCAUCCUUAGUCUUCAUGUAGAAGUUCUCUGUUCACUGAUUUGUCUUCUUACGGAAACUGUAACUAGCAACGUCACUCUUCCAAUAUGGUCUGAAUACGUUGGAGUCUAUCCAUCCCAGAGAUUCGCAUCAGGAGAGCUGACUAGCGAAGGAAAUUCUUGCUGUAUAGGUGUUAUGAACUCGGCUUUAAGUAAUUGGGCUAUUCCUAUUAUAUUUAUUUCUCCCUGUUGGAGAUCUGUCAUCGAGAACUUGUCGGUUGUGACCUCGGAUUCACAUCUUCUGUACUUUUAAUAUUUAAGCGAUUUUUUGAAGAAAGUGC
This is a messenger RNA of Marchantia polymorpha subsp. ruderalis, 1765 nucleotides long. Lineage: Eukaryota; Viridiplantae; Streptophyta; Marchantiopsida; Marchantiales; Marchantiaceae. The record is from the annotation of a GenBank genome assembly.